Chaetomium strumarium is the source of this 795-nucleotide messenger RNA. Its product is annotated as histone H2A.Z-specific chaperone CHZ1. The record is from RefSeq and is a predicted model, not a curated record. NCBI's taxonomy places the organism in Eukaryota, Fungi, Ascomycota, Sordariomycetes, Sordariales, Chaetomiaceae. The transcript has 3 exons. Bases 298 to 663 code for a protein of 121 amino acids.
UCAGCUGGUUGCCAGUGGUUACCGGCCGAUCCACUUUGACCUCCCCAAUGAGCCCCACAGAGCCAACACUGAGUUGGGAAGGCGCGCGCUGCAGCCCAGAGAUUCGGAAGGCCUGUUUAUUAUCUGCCACCUUCCUGUUGUGUUUUACAUUAACCAUUACCUUUCCUCAUCCCACCCUUCUCCAGUCAAUCCUUCGCUCGAGAGUUUUCAAGACUUGGCAAUUCGUGCUCAGAGCAUCAAAACAAGCAACACGACAAUCUCAUACAUUCUCUCGUGAGGUUCACUUCGAUCGCAAACAUGGCUGGCGAGAACGGAACGAACGACUCCAUGGCCGUCACCAACCCUGAGAACGGCGCCGCGACCGCGACCGACCUCAAGGGUAAGGGCAAAGCUCCCGCGACCGAGGAGCCUGUUGAGGACACGUCUAUGGCUGAGGACGACGACGAUGACGAUGACGAGGAGGACGACGAUGUCCCCGAGGAGGCCGAAGCUCCUGAUGAGGAUAACAUGGAGGAGAUCGAUCUUGACAACGUCAUUGGACGUCGCACUCGCGGCAAGGUGAUCGACUUCGCCAAGGCCGCGGCGGAGAAUCCUGCCGACGAUGAUGAAGAUGAAGAUGACGAGGACUUCGAGGUUGAGGACGAGAAGAUGGACGAGGAUUAGGAGGACCCCGUCCAGCAGACCCCCGAGCUCCCCGAGGGCGCCAUUCAGAAGCCCGCAGAGGCCCCGGUCCAAGCCCCCGCUGACACUACUGUGAGCGCUUGAUACGACGAUGGAAUGGAUACGAUGUCAUGA